Messenger RNA from Rhineura floridana, 495 nucleotides. RefSeq names its product DLA class II histocompatibility antigen, DR-1 beta chain-like. Gene Ontology annotation, molecular function: MHC class II protein complex binding. Gene Ontology annotation, cellular component: MHC class II protein complex. Bases 1 to 495 code for a protein of 164 amino acids. The record is from RefSeq and is a predicted model, not a curated record. NCBI's taxonomy places the organism in Eukaryota, Metazoa, Chordata, Lepidosauria, Squamata, Rhineuridae. The transcript is spliced from 5 exons. Gene Ontology annotation, biological process: immunoglobulin production involved in immunoglobulin-mediated immune response; peptide antigen assembly with MHC class II protein complex; antigen processing and presentation of exogenous peptide antigen via MHC class II.
AUGAGGGCCCCCGAUCUCUUCUGUGUGGAAAAUACAGGCAUGGAGUACUUCUACAUGUCCACCACAAUCCAGCCCAAGGUGAAGAUCACCCCCACAGAGGAUGACUCCACAUCGCACAACACUUUGCUGAUUUGCACCGUGGCUGGCUCUUUCCCACCGAAGAUUGAGAUCAAGUGGUUCAGGAAUGGGAAGGAGGAGACCAGAGUGUGGACCACAGACAUCACCCGGAACGGGGACUGGACCUUCCAGAUCCAGGUGAUGCUGGAGGUGCAGCCAGAAUGUGGAGAUGUCUACACCUGCCAGGUGGACCACACCAGCUUCGAGGGCCCCAUCACCAUGCAGUGGGUGCCUCAAUCGGACUCCGCCAAGAGCAAGAUGUGGAUGGGGAUUGUGGGGAUCGUGCUGGGGCUGGUCUUUGUGGCAACUGGACUCACCCUCUACCUGAAGUACAAGAAAGUCCGAUCCAUCCCUCAGCCUGCAGCACUCAUCAGCUAG